Salvelinus fontinalis (brook trout) is the source of this 2973-nucleotide messenger RNA. RefSeq names its product purine nucleoside phosphorylase-like. The transcript is spliced from 6 exons. Gene Ontology annotation, biological process: nucleoside metabolic process. Bases 234 to 1115 code for a protein of 293 amino acids. Gene Ontology annotation, cellular component: cytoplasm. Gene Ontology annotation, molecular function: purine-nucleoside phosphorylase activity. NCBI's taxonomy places the organism in Eukaryota, Metazoa, Chordata, Actinopteri, Salmoniformes, Salmonidae. The record is from RefSeq and is a predicted model, not a curated record.
GAUGUGGCUCGUGUAGAGGGGAAGGAGGUUUAUAUACCCUCAAAGUAAACUCCCGAAACUUUUAGAAGCGUCAGUACUGAGUUGAGUUGGCUAUUAUUUAAAUAGGCCUAUUUAUCUCUUUACAAACGUUUCACACAUUUAGUCUCAUUGAGGCUAUCCAAACUUGUCAGGUCAGUCAGUCGGUCCAUAAUUUAUUUGAAAAGUAAUUUUUGUCAACUUGAAGGAGCAUCAUCAUGUAUCCAGAAUCUACAGUGGGGUGCAGCUUUGAGGAGUGCAGCGCUACAGCAGAAUGGCUCCUGUCCCGGACAGAGAUGCGCCCCCUGGUGGGGAUAGUUUGUGGCUCAGGCUUGGGAGGCUUGGCAGAAAUGCUAAAAGAUCAGAUUGCAUUUAAAUACAGCGACAUUCCUAACUUUCCCCAGAGCACAGUGCAUGGUCACGCUGGCAGGUUGGUGUUUGGCAUGCUGAAAGGGAAAGCAUGUGUUUGUAUGCAGGGAAGAUUCCAUCUCUAUGAGGGAUACCCCAUCCAUAAGGUCACAAUGCCCAUGCGGAUUUUCAAGCUGCUGGGUGUGGAGACUGUCAUCCUGACCAAUGCAGCUGGAGGUCUCAAUCAGGACUACAAGGUUGGGGACAUCAUGAUCAUCAAAGACCACAUCAACAUGCCUGGGUUCGCUGGGAACAACCCACUGGCAGGACCCAAUGAUGAGAGGUUCGGGGUUCGGUUCCCCUCCAUGUCUGAUGCGUACGACAGGGAACUUCUGCAGCUGGCACAAGGUGUGGGGGCGGAGCUUGGCUUUGGUGACUUCCUGAGAGAGGGAGUUUACUGCGUCCUGGGCGGGCCCUCAUUCGAAACCAUCGCUGAGUGUCGUAUGAUGAACAGACUGGGGGCUGACGCUGUGGGCAUGAGUACGGUGCACGAGGUGAUUGUAGCGCGUCACUGUGGGAUGCGUGUGUUCGCCCUGUCCCUGAUCACCAACCAGGCUGUGAUGGACUACGACAGCCAGGAGAAGGCCAACCACAAGGAGGUCCUGGAGACAGGCCAGCUGAGGGCAACGCAGCUAGAGAGACUGGUGUCCAACAUGGUGACCUACAUAGAGCACAACAAUAACGACGCCUGAUAACUCUGACUGACCCUGGUUACACCGUGUGUGUGUGUGUGUGUGUCUGUGUGUGUGUGUGUGUGUGGUGUGUGUGUGUGUGUGUCUGUGUGUGGGGGGUGGAGGCGUCUGGCCAAGCCAAGCUGUUCUUUUUCUGUACUUUAACAUUCUUCAAGGUAGCUGUUUGUUGACAACGUGAAUCAUUGUUUAAUGUUUGUUAUGAAAAAAUGACAAUUCGGAGUAAAGUACUAUUAUUUAUGAGCCCUGCACUAAACGUUUAUAAAUAUAGAGCUGUAUUGAGGUGAAUUGACCCGGACUGACAAUAAUACAUUAAAUUAACUUUAUAUUUAUUUUUGUUCAGUUCAGAAAUACUUGCACGUUGUACCUUCCCUAACAAGUGUGACUAAUAAUGUAGAUUUUAAAAUUAGAUGAUAUAGGUGAAGUAAAUUACCAAAACGUACGGGUGUUCCCAUAAUAUAGUGGGCUCUAAAGUGCGACCAAUUUGGUCGCAUAUGCAACAAAAUAUUUAGCUGUGCGACUGCAGUUUUAAUUUUGGAGCACAGAAAGAAAGGAAAAUGGAUAGCUUCUUCAGGAGAUCAGUGAUUCUAGUAAUGAUGGUUUAGUAUGAAGAUGCCUAGAAACUGCUUCUCCAAUAGAAAUCCCAGAUCACGCAUGUAGUUAUGCGAUGUCCCGGCAAAGUUAGUUGGCUAAACUCAUGUGCAGAAACACGUCAUUGGGUCGAACUGUCGUGUCGCACUGAACUGCGUAUUUGCAUUCCGGUAAAAUCAAUGCCACUCCUUCGAUAUAAAUGAAAACGUGUCAGUUUGUCACUUUAACAAGGUUAUGACAUGUUCAGCUACUUAAAACAUUGGCUCGAAUCUAGAUUGAAAAUCGAGAAAAUUAACAACUAAGGAAGAAUUUUCCACUUCUCAUUGAUUUCCCAAACCCCAGUCUGGUUUGUUGAGUCGGCUUUGCGAAGCGUUCAUGGAAGUAUCAUAAUGUUGUGCCUCUUUGAGUUUAGAAACUCUGAUCAUAGCAAUGAGUGAAUGACGGUUGUGACUAGAGUGACUUUACGUAGCAGGUUAAGAGAGCAUUUGAGCUAACCCUAGCCAUUUUAUACCCUUAACCUAAAUAUCGUAAUCAACCACGUUAGUUAUCCUAACUUGCUGCAUAAAUUCUACUAACCUGCUAUGAAAAAGUAACUUCCGGUAAUGGCCGUACCCCUUUCUAGUCAAACCCAUGAAUGUCAGAUAUCUUGCACGUAGUCAUCACAAACUUGACGCUCUUAAAGAGACACUGUACCAUUUUCAAUGUAAUGCAUCUCAAUAAGAAAAUAGUGCUUUUACACAAUGUAGAAACCUUAUAUUCCCCACAUGACCGGUAUUUGUAUCAACAUUUUAGCUUUUUAUAAUAAACCAAUGUAUUUACAGCAUAACAUAUUCGUUUCUAGGGCACAACACGUGCUUCAGAAGUAAAUAGAAUUAAUAUAGGCUAUAUGCUCUUUUUUUAUUAUUAUUGUGCUUCUAACGUUUUAAAAUUGGGAGCACCAGUGCUACCAAUGACAUGUUUGAAUUUAGAGCAGUGACUGUAAUGUGCUGUAAAGUAGAAGUGUGUUGGUAUACUAACAAUUAUGUUCUCUGUAUAUUUUUAAUACUUAUUUAUAGAAGCACUUUUUUAUCGUGUAAUGUAUGCUUUUUCGUCAACGUCUUAAAAGGUGUUAAACUAGAUUAUUUUACCUUCCAAACGGCGGGUAGUUUUAGCUUUGCCUUAUAAGAAUGCUCAUGAAUGUGUAUAUCAAUGGGGAUUGAAAGGUGAAUAUAGGGUAUUUUGUUGGUGCUACACUCAAGUCUUACUGUCACAAUAAACAGAGUCAACUUGA